CCUGAAUAGGCUCCAUUCGGGCUGAGAGGCAAGAGGAAGAUGGCCGCCUCCAUCACACAGCAGUUGGAGGAGUUGUUAAACCCUUUGCCGACUUUUAAAGAUCCGGAGGACGAAGAGGAUGAAGCAACCAUUGCCAAAGUCAUUGACAGGUUCAAUGAGGGAGACGAUAACCUCUCAUUUGACAGUAAGCUGCGGAAACAAGCAUCAGCUCUGCUAUUUGAAACAGAUAGGAGGUAUGUUGGGAAGGCCACCACUCGAAAGGCAUUGCAAGAAGAGGCUGGAGAGGAUUCAUUCUCUGAUGCAUCAGAUGAAGAGGAAGAAAGGACCGACAAUGCAGAAAGCACAGAAGGUGAAGAUACUGAGGAAGCGGACAACAUGGAACCUUUAUGUAAAGCAGUGAAAGAAAGCAAAUUUGACUUCGAAAAAAUCAAAGACUUCGAGGAAUUCACAGAAGGCAUGGAUGAUUUAGGAGAAAGUGACAGUGGUGAGGAGGAGGACGAUGAGAAUGAAGAUGAAGGUGAUGACGAAAGUGAUGAAGAUAUGGAAAAGGACAACACCUCGGUAAUGACUUUCUCCAAGGCAAAAGUAACCGAAGAGGUGGAGAAGGGAAAGUCAGUCAAAAACCAAAUAGCUUUAUGGGAUCAACUACUUGAAGGAAGAAUCCUACUGCAGAAAGCGCUUGUGACUGCCAAUACUCUUCCACAGCCAGAUUCUAUGCCUUCUUUCAAAAAGGAAGGUGGACUGGAAUUUGCAGCUGCUUUGAAGGACAGCUGUAAAGCAUUAAAGGCGCUCCUGAGGUCACUAGUUGAGCUACAGGAUGAACUGCUUUUCCAGCAUCCAGACACCCAACACUUUGUUGGUGGCAGGAAUCCAGAGCCAGAUAGUGAUGAGAUUCCCAGUGAUGAUGAAACAGAGGGAAUGCAGGAGAGAAAACAACCACUGAAAAGGAAGCUGGAAAUGAAUGAGUACCCAGACUUCAUGGCCAAGCGGUUUGCUGUCUUCAAAACCUAUCAGAACAGCACGUUGCAGAAAUGGCACGAAAAGACAAAAUUAGCCUCAGGAAAAAUGGGCAAGGGUUUCAGUGCUUUUGAGCGUCCAGUUGUAACUCAGAUUGAACAGAUUAUGAUGGAUAAAGAGAGGUUACUGCGACGAACACAGACCAAACGAUGCUUGUAUAGUAUCCUUGGAAAGGUGGACAAAGAUUCUCAACAAGUUCCUGAGUUUGUUCCUGGAGAAACGGAGAUUGUGCCACAAGGAAAGUCAAAUUCACAUCUGAAAGACAUAGAUGAAGAGAUUUUUGAUGAUGAUGACUUCUACCAUCAGCUCCUCAGGGAACUAAUUGAACGAAAAACUAAUGCAGUUGACCCAAAUGAUCAGAUUGCAAUGGGUCGACAAUGGCUCACUAUUCAGAAACUACGCAGUAAGAUUAAGAGGAAAGUGGAUACCAGAGCAAGCAAGGGCAGAAAAAUAAGAUUCCACGUUCAUAACAAAUUAGUGAGUUUCAUGGCACCUAUUGACCAGAGUACAAUGAACGAUGAUGCAAGGACUGAACUAUUCCGAUCUAUGUUUGGAAAUGUUAAGCAAGUUGAGAAAGAGCCGUGAUCAACGCAACUGGAUCCUCAGAUGCUCGUUUUCAUUGUGCUCUCCUGAUUAUUGUGGAUUGUCUACAGAAGCAGUAUUGCAUAAGCCAUCCUGACAUGUUCAAAUUGUGUCAUGGCUUGUAAAGACGUUUGUAAAUGACUUUAUAUAAGCUUUAUAAUUAAGUCGUGCAUUUCCACCCUUCCAGUUCCCAAACGGUAUGGAUUUUGACCACUUAAAAUAAUUGUUCAUCCUUUUUUGUUCUGUAUCUUAAGAAAUCAUUUUUCACACACUUGGAUUAUCUGUGUCUGUCUUUGCCCCAAAUGGAAGUCAGGCUUGAUAUAAAUGUAUAUAUUCAUUUUUUAUUUAAAAAAUGAAAAACUUAGUUGUCAAAGUUUUUUUUGCAAAUAUAAACAAUCUAAUGUGAAAUAUUAAUUUUUUUAAUGAUGCUUUUUAAAAAUAGAACUGUUGAUGGUGAGCAAUGGUCAUUUCUUCCUUAUUUUCCAAGUUCAGCCUCUUCACAGAAGAACUGAAUUGUGUUCUGUCAAGGAAGAAUGAUUGGCAUAAAUAAACUUUUGC
Messenger RNA from Mobula hypostoma (lesser devil ray), 2157 nucleotides. RefSeq names its product apoptosis antagonizing transcription factor (gene aatf). The coding region runs from base 40 to 1602 and encodes 520 amino acids. The transcript is spliced from 12 exons. Gene Ontology annotation, cellular component: nucleus; nucleolus. The record is from RefSeq and is a predicted model, not a curated record. NCBI's taxonomy places the organism in Eukaryota, Metazoa, Chordata, Chondrichthyes, Myliobatiformes, Myliobatidae. Gene Ontology annotation, biological process: regulation of transcription by RNA polymerase II.